Cucumis melo (muskmelon) is the source of this 2395-nucleotide messenger RNA. Its product is annotated as DELLA protein GAI-like. Gene Ontology annotation, cellular component: nucleus. The coding region runs from base 422 to 2233 and encodes 603 amino acids. Gene Ontology annotation, molecular function: DNA-binding transcription factor activity; sequence-specific DNA binding. The transcript has a single exon. Gene Ontology annotation, biological process: response to ethylene; hyperosmotic salinity response; negative regulation of seed germination. The record is from RefSeq and is a predicted model, not a curated record. Lineage: Eukaryota; Viridiplantae; Streptophyta; Magnoliopsida; Cucurbitales; Cucurbitaceae.
AGUAUUGGGAAUUGCGGUGCUACCACGGCUUCCCCCCUUUUCUUUUAUAUAUAUAUAUACGUAUCUCUUUCUUUCCUACAUUUUUUUGCUAUUUUUCAUUUUCACAUUCUCCCACACUCAAAAUUAUUCUUCCAUCCACAACCCCCUCAACCAAAAAAAAAAAAAAAAAAAAGAAAAAGAAAAAAAGAAAAGAAAAGAAAAGAAAACCCUUCUAUUAUUAUGGCCUCUGUUGUUCCUUAUCCCCUACUGUUUUCCCCUUUCCUAUCAUGUUCUCCUUCUCCCUGAAAUCCCCCCAAACACACUGCCUGAUUGAUUCCUCAAACCCUCAUUCCCCAUUUACCAUUUUCACUUACAUGGUUUCCUUUUGAUUCUUUUUUCUCUUCUUCUUUCCACUUUCUUCCCUUCUUUCUCUUUAGUUCACAUGAAGAGGGAGCUUGAAGAUGAUAGAUCUACUACACCUGGGGAUUCCCGGAGGAUCGUGAAAGGAGAUUGUUCUUCAAUGUCGUCUGGAAAACUCAAGAUGUGGCACCUCCAGGAGGAGGAGGCCGGGGAGGAUGCCAAAGACGGCGCCGCCGGUGGAAUGGAUGAGCUACUUGCUGUUUUGGGUUACAAAGUUCGUUCCUCAGAUAUGGCGGAUGUCGCUUUGAAGUUGGAGCAGCUUGAGAUGGUCAUGGGAACUGCUCAUGAACAUGGGAUUUCUCAUCUUGCUUCCGAUACUGUUCAUUAUAAUCCUUCUGAUCUCUCUUCUUGGGUUCAAAAUAUGCUCUCUGAAUUCAAUAAUUCCACUAACCAUUUUAAUCCUCCCCCUCAAUCUUCUCCCUAUUCCAAUUGUCACCACCCCAUUCAAUCUACGAAAUCUUGUUUCUACGACGAUGAUUCUGAGUACGAUCUUAGUGCCAUUCCUGGCGUUGCGGUUUUACCUCCUAAAGAUGAAACCCAAACUAAUUCUCGUAAGCGAUUGAAGAUUGAAACACAGAGUAGUUCGGUUAAUUUGCUACCGUCGCCGUCCUCCUCUUCGCCGCCGUUCGCUUCUACGCCCGGGAUUGCCUCUGAAUCUUCGCGGCCGGUGAUGGUUGUGGAAGAGGAGUCACAAGAGACCGGGAUUCAACUUGUUCACGCUCUAAUGGCUUGCGCUGAAGCUGUACAGCAAGAGAAUAUGAAGCUCGCCGAUGCGUUGGUUAAGCACAUCGGAUUUCUUGCAACGUCUCAAGCUGGCGCUAUGAGGAAAGUCGCCACGUAUUUCGCUCAAGCCCUAGCUCGUCGGAUUUACAGAAUCUAUUCUCCUCAAGAUGGACUAUACUCCUCCUACUCCGAUCCUCUUCAGAUGCACUUUUACGAAACCUGUCCGUAUCUGAAAUUCGCGCAUUUCACUGCCAAUCAAGCCAUUCUUGAAGCGUUCGCGACGGCGGCGAGAGUUCAUGUCAUCGAUUUCAGUCUUAAUCAAGGUAUGCAAUGGCCUGCGCUUAUGCAGGCACUCGCGUUGCGGCCUGGAGGUCCACCGGCGUUUCGAUUGACUGGAAUCGGCCCGCCGCAGCCGGAAAAUGCAGCGGGUUCGUUGCAGCAAGUCGGUUGGAAGUUAGCGCAGAUGGCAGAGGCCAUUGGUGUUGAUUUCGAGUUCAAUCACAUCGUGUGUAGUAAUCUAGCGGAUCUGGAUUCGGCAGCUCUUGAGAUUCGACCGGCGGCAGUGGAGGCGGUAGCGGUGAACUCGGUGUUCGAUCUGCACCGGUUGUUGGCUCGGCCUGGAGCGAUCGAGAAGGUUUUGGGAUCGAUAAAGACGACGAAGCCGAAGAUAGUAACGAUUGUGGAACAAGAAGCGAAUCACAACGGGCCGGUUUUCCUGGACCGGUUUACUGAGGCGUUGCAUUAUUACUCGAAUCUGUUUGACUCGUUGGAAGGGUCUUCGAGCGGGUUCGAACCGGGAAGUGAGGACGUGUUGUUGUCGGAGGUUUAUUUAGGGAAGCAGAUAUGCAACGUGGUGGCUUGUGAAGGAACGAACCGAGUGGAGAGGCAUGAAUCACUGACUCAGUGGCGAACUCGGAUGGAAUCGGCGGGGUUUGACCCGGUCCAUCUCGGUUCAAACGCGUUUAAACAAGCAAGUAUGCUUUUGGCCCUCUUUGCGGGAGGAGAAGGGUACAGGGUGGAAGAGAAUAAUGGGUGUUUAAUGCUUGGCUGGCACACUCGACCGUUGAUCGCCACGUCAGCAUGGCAACUCGCUCCUGAUGAGUCGAAGUGAGUGGACUCUGUGAGCGAGUAUGUGUGUGUGUGUGUGUGUGACUGCUUGUGAGUUUGUGGACCUCCUCCUUUUUUUCCCUUAAAUAUCUCUUCUUUCUUUUUUUUUUUUUCUGCCUUUGUAUUCAAAGGGUGGAUUAAUGACGAUAUGCAUUUUCUUUCUUUC